Messenger RNA from Neocloeon triangulifer, 759 nucleotides. RefSeq lists its product as uncharacterized. NCBI's taxonomy places the organism in Eukaryota, Metazoa, Arthropoda, Insecta, Ephemeroptera, Baetidae. Bases 89 to 469 code for a protein of 126 amino acids. The record is from RefSeq and is a predicted model, not a curated record. The transcript is spliced from 3 exons.
GCUGCUGGUGCGCGAUAACCUCUUUACCAUCCGAGGGCUGCACGUUAUUUAUUUAAAGAGCGUCUCUUUCACGCACUCAAUAUAGUCGAUGACGAUCGAUGACACGAUGAGGACUCGCCAGCUUAUUAUCACGGUUUUGCUUCUUAGCACGUCCUUUGCAGCGGGCGCGUUACCAGAACAGUGCAACCGUCUUUGCAAUUGUGCCAGCGGGUCGACCUUUUGCGCCAGGGUGAAUUCGAGACUGGGUCCCCAUCAGAUGCAGUACCCUGGAUGCCUCAACCAGUGCUUCGACACUUGCUGUCAGGGAGGAGCAAAAGGAUCACUGACUGAAGUCAAAGAAGGAGGGUGUUUAGACGAGAUAUUUGUGCAGGUCGUGACUGGAACACACGCAGAUGGGCCAGUUGGGCUUGUUGAGCCUUGCCCUGAAAUAUACCUGGCUGCUAUCACCAAGAAUAGAACAAAAAAUUAAAAAUAGUGAAACCCCAGAGCAUUUCUCGCUCUCUUUAUAGUAUCAAAUUUGUUUAGAUCAUAAUAAAAAGAAUGUAAAUACGAUAAAAAAGUAACUCUUGAAAUGUGUAUGUAAUGUCACUUCUUAAAUUUUUUCAGUGUUAUUUUUAUUUAUUUUAAUUCAUAUAAUAUUUUAAUUAUAUUUUUUUAAUUCAUAUCUAAUUAAUAAUUAGAUAUUAAACAAUAAUUUAGGAGGAAAAACCCAUCUAAUCCUUGAUUAGACUGAAAUAACAGAAUUACAAUAAGUACAAA